ACUACCGUUAAAACUUAAAGCAUAGACUCACUCAACUCUGAGUAUAUCAAAGGAGCCUGAGUCAACACUCAAACAUAAAGUACAAUUAAGCUGCAACUUUAGUCACAAACAAAAUAAAAUAUGUAUAUAGUAGAGAAAAACUAUGAAACCAACAAUUAGGUGUUAUUUAUAUCAUGAUGAACUUUGUAUAUAAAGAGAUAUUCAUGAUGAACUUAGUCUCAUAAUCUUUUUUCUUUGUUGUUGGUUCUGAGUUACUUUACUUCAGAUCAGAUUUGCAAGGAUUUGGAAGUUCCACAACUGACCUUUGGAGCUUAGAGAGGGAGAAAAUAGCUCUGUAGUUCUUUGAAAUAGAAUAAGAUGGAGGGCAAGUUCGCAAUCAAGAAAGACGCUACUGAAUUGAUUGGCAAUACGCCAAUGGUUUAUCUCAACAACGUCGUUGAUGGCUGUGUAGCCCGCAUUGCUGCCAAGCUAGAAAUGAUGGAACCUUGCUCUAGUGUCAAAGACAGGAUCGCAUACAGUAUGAUUCAAGAUGCAGAGGAAAAGGGCCUAAUUACACCAGGAAAGACUGUCCUAGUGGAGCCUACUAGUGGCAACACCGGCAUUGGAUUGGCAUUUGUUGCAGCAGUCAAAGGUUAUAAAGUAAAAUUAGUUAUGCCAAUUAUAAGCAGUCUCGAAAGAAGAAUGGUGAACCGAGCUUUUGGAGCUGAGGUGUACAUCGGAAACCCUGAAAAAGGGAUUCAAGGGGUUUUUGAUAAGGCCUUUGAGCUAGUAAAUGAGACCCCUAACAGCUACAUGCUUAAUCAAUUUGAAAAUCCAGCCAAUCCAAAGAUACAUUAUGAGACCACUGGCCCUGAAAUAUGGAGAGAUUCUGAAGGGAAAAUUGAUGUCUUGGUUGCAGGGAUAGGAACUGGGGGUACAGUAGCAGGUGCAGGGCAGUUUCUGAAGGAACAGAACCCAAAUAUCAAGGUUUAUGGGGUAGAACCAGCAGAAAGUGCAAUCUUUAAUGGUGGAGCACCAGGGAAACAUGCUAUCCAAGGACUUGGAGUUGGUUUUGUCCCAGAAGUUCUUGAUGUUAAGCUACUUGAUGAAGUUAUUCCAGUAUCAGGCCAGGAAGCCAUUGAUAUGGCCAAACUUCUAGCCUUGAAAGAAGGUCUGCUGGUAGGAAUUUCAUCUGGUGCUGCAGCUGUUGCGGCCAUUAAGAUUGCAAAGAGGCCUGAAAAUGCUGGAAAACUUAUUGCUGUUAUAUUCCCCAGCUUCGGAGAACGUUACCUUUCUACUGAACUAUUUGACUCCAUCAGGCAAGAGGCAGAGAACAUGACUUUUGACUAAACAUUAUUCAGAGUUUGCUUCAUCGUAAUUGUUAUGUAUUGGAUUUAGUCAUCCAAAUAUCAGAUCUUUCUUGUCACUUACUCAGCAACCAGAUUUUUACAAAAUAAAUUUCUCAUCUUCACUUGUGUUCUAAUGUAUUGAAUUCAGCCAUAAUUUAAUCAGAUCUUGAUAGCUGUUUAGUUAGUUUCAA
Molecule: messenger RNA, 1519 nt
Organism: Cannabis sativa
Lineage: Eukaryota; Viridiplantae; Streptophyta; Magnoliopsida; Rosales; Cannabaceae
Product: cysteine synthase
Exons: 11
Coding region: 358-1329 (323 amino acids)
Cellular component (GO): cytoplasm
Molecular function (GO): cysteine synthase activity
Source: RefSeq, a predicted model, not a curated record